Molecule: messenger RNA, 1068 nt
Organism: Dermatophagoides pteronyssinus (European house dust mite)
Lineage: Eukaryota; Metazoa; Arthropoda; Arachnida; Sarcoptiformes; Pyroglyphidae
Product: very long chain fatty acid elongase 6-like
Biological process (GO): fatty acid elongation, polyunsaturated fatty acid; fatty acid elongation, monounsaturated fatty acid; fatty acid elongation, saturated fatty acid
Cellular component (GO): endoplasmic reticulum membrane
Molecular function (GO): fatty acid elongase activity
Source: RefSeq, a predicted model, not a curated record
GAAGUGAUUUUUUUCUAUUAUUUUGAAAAUCAUGGAAUCACCAUCAUUAUUAUCAAUUCAAUCAAUGAUUUCUACCAAUAAUAAUAAUACCGAUGCAAAUAUGAAUGAAAAUUUUCAUUCAUGGUUUGAAUUGAUUGGGACAUUAUUCUUUGAUUAUCCAAUAAAUCUUGAGAAAUUAACAAAAUAUUUUCGUAAUAAUUGGCAAAUAAGUAUUUAUUAUUCAGCAUUAUAUUUAAUAUUGGUUUUAAUUGGAACCCGGUGGAUGAAAAAUCGACAACCAUAUAAUCUUCGUUUAUUAUUAGCCAUAUGGAGUGGUACAUUAUCAUUGUUUUCCAUGGUUGGCACAAUCAAUACAUGGCCUGAAUUUGUGAAAAUGUUCUGGCAUAAUGGAUUUGUUUCAACAUAUUGUAAUAAUUCCUAUAUCGAUGAUGAUAAUCUGAUAUUUUGGUAUACAAUAUUUUCAUUGUCAAAAUUACUUGAAUUAUUCGAUACGGCAUUUAUUGUGUUACGUAAACAAAACUUAUUGACAUUACAUUGGAUACAUCAUAUAUUGACAUUUGUCUAUACAUUUUAUAUAUUUGGAUUCAAAGCUGCAACUGCCCGAUGGAUGGUAACAAUGAAUUUAGCUGUUCAUUCGGUAAUGUAUGGUUAUUAUGCAUUACGUGCCAUGAAAAUAUCCAUACCUCGACAGAUUGCAAUGGCAAUUACUGGUGCCCAAAUUGUACAGAUGAUAUUCGGUUUGAUUAUCCAUGGCCAUAUAACAUGGUUGAAAUUAUUUUCCAAACAACAACAAUGUGAUUGUCCAUUCAAUGGUAUCAUCUAUGGUCUAUUAAUGUAUCUGUUAUAUUUUUAUUUUUUUGUUCAAUUUUUUAUCGAUUCAUAUUUUAACAAACCAACAAAAACCACGAAACAAUCAAAAGAAAAUGGUGAAAUUGGUUAUUGUCAAAAAUCAUCAACAAAAGAAUAUAGUUCAGAUAAAUGCUAUAUUGAUGAUAUUAUUAAUAAUAAUAUUAAUCAUCUCCAACAUCACGAUAGAAAAAUGAAAAAAUUUCAAUAACGAAAUUGUUA